Molecule: messenger RNA, 3077 nt
Organism: Drosophila subpulchrella
Lineage: Eukaryota; Metazoa; Arthropoda; Insecta; Diptera; Drosophilidae
Gene: ple
Product: tyrosine 3-monooxygenase
Exons: 7
Coding region: 445-2187 (580 amino acids)
Biological process (GO): dopamine biosynthetic process from tyrosine
Cellular component (GO): axon; cytoplasm; perikaryon
Molecular function (GO): tyrosine 3-monooxygenase activity; iron ion binding
Source: RefSeq, a predicted model, not a curated record
CAUGCAUUGAUUCGCUAUCAUUCGCUCUAAAGACUUGUGCGCCCAGCCUCAAGUAGUUUGCUGACUCUGUUUGUUGUAAUACAAUUAGCUGACAAGGAUAUCACCAUAUCGAGAUCAUCUGUUUCGAGAGUUCGCGAAAGGAUCCAGAAAAAGUUACAGCCACCAUUAUCCAGAUACCACGUCGUGAAUCCGAGAGUCGAGAGUUCUUGUCCAGCUCAAUUCUAGACGCAAACAGUUCAGUUUCAGGAGCUAUUUUCCCAAUAACCCAGCCAGAUCGCCAAUAAGCAGUGAAAGUGUCAACACAUUUCGAGUGCUUAUUGCAAAUCAAACAAGAAAAGCGCAACCAAGCACAUAGGCAAAUAGUAUUCUAAGUGUUUUUGCCAACACUUUGCGUAAAUUUUUGUUAAUUACCCUAAACAAAACAAAAAACACACACAAAACAAAAUGAUGGCCGUUGCAGCAGCCCAAAAGAACCGCGAGAUGUUCGCCAUCAAGAAAUCCUACAGUAUUGAGAAUGGCUAUCCAUCCCGCCGCCGCAGCCUGGUGGACGAUGCCCGAUUCGAGACCCUGGUGGUCAAGCAGACCAAACAAACCGUCCUCGAGGAGGCCCGCAGCAAGGCAAAUGACGAUUCUCUGGAGGAUUGCAUUCUGCAGGCUCAGGAGCACAUUCCUGCCGAGCAGAAUGUGGAGCUCCAGGACGAGCAAGCCAAUCUGGAGAACCUGCCCCUGGACGAAGAAUAUGUUGCAGUUGAGGAGGAUGUUGAGUUCGAGAGCGUUGAACAGGAGCAAUCCCAGUCGCAAUCGCAGGAGCCAGAAGGCGAACGCCAGCCGACCAAGAACGAUUACGGUCUCACCGAGGACGAGAUUCUGUUGGACAAUGCCGCAUCGGAGUCCCCGGAAGCCGAGGCUGCCAUGCAGAGUGCCGCCCUGGUGGUGCGCCUCAAGGAGGGCAUCUCCUCCCUGGGCCGCAUCCUCAAGGCCAUCGAGACCUUCCAUGGCUCCGUCCAGCAUGUUGAGUCCCGCCAGUCGCGUGUCGAGGGCGUGGAUCACGAUGUCCUGAUCAAGCUGAACAUGACCCGCGGCAAUCUGCUGCAGCUGAUCCGCUCCCUCAGGCAGUCGGGCUCCUUCAGCAGCAUGAAUCUGAUGGCCGACAAUAACCUCAAUGUGAAGGCCCCCUGGUUCCCCAAGCAUGCCUCCGAGCUGGACAACUGCAACCAUCUGAUGACCAAGUACGAGCCCGAUUUGGACAUGAACCAUCCCGGAUUCGCCGACAAGGUCUACAGGCAGCGUCGCAAGGACAUCGCCGAGAUUGCCUUCGCCUACAAGUACGGUGACCCGAUCCCAUACAUCGAUUACUCCGAUGUGGAGGUGAAGACCUGGCGCUCGGUCUUCAAGACCGUCCAGGAUCUGGCUCCCAAGCACGCCUGUGCCGAGUACCGGGCCGCCUUCCAGAAGCUUCAGGAUGAGCAGAUCUUCGUGGACAACCGUCUGCCCCAGCUGCAGGAGAUGUCCGACUUCCUGCGCAAGAACACCGGAUUCUCGCUGCGUCCUGCCGCCGGUCUUCUGACCGCCCGGGACUUCCUCGCCUCCCUGGCCUUCCGCAUCUUCCAGAGCACCCAGUAUGUGCGCCACGUCAACUCGCCCUACCACACCCCCGAGCCCGACUCCAUUCACGAGCUGCUGGGUCACAUGCCCCUGCUGGCCGAUCCCAGCUUCGCCCAGUUCUCGCAGGAGAUUGGACUGGCCUCGCUGGGUGCCUCCGACGAAGAAAUCGAGAAGCUGUCCACGGUCUACUGGUUCACUGUUGAGUUCGGUCUCUGCAAGGAACACGGUCAGAUCAAGGCCUACGGCGCUGGACUCCUGAGCUCCUACGGCGAGCUGCUGCACGCCAUCAGCGACAAGUGCGAGCACCGUGCCUUCGAGCCCGCCUCCACGGCCGUGCAGCCCUACCAGGACCAGGAGUACCAGCCCAUCUACUACGUGGCCGAGAGCUUCGAGGAUGCCAAGGACAAGUUCCGUCGCUGGGUCAGCACCAUGUCGCGUCCCUUCGAGGUGCGCUUCAACCCGCACACCGAGCGCGUCGAGGUCCUGGACUCCGUUGACAAGCUGGAGACCUUGGUGCACCAGAUGAACACGGAGAUCUUGCAUUUGACCAACGCCAUCUCCAAGCUGCGACGCCCGUUCUAAAUGGAUGGGGGGAAAAUAUGUAGAAGCACCCAAAAAACACCGCCCAAAACACCACAGCCCCACCCCCCACCACCAAACAUUCACAUACAGGUGCAACGGUCUCAUUUUUACAAAUUAAUUUUAAAUUGACAUACCGCACAAUCCCUCGUACACGUAAUCCUUAAACCAAAAUUAAGGCAUUAUCGCGCAUUAUUUUUAUUUUUUGUUUAUUGUUUUUUGUUUAAUUUUAUUUUAUUGUCAUCUAAAGUUCUUAUUUUGUCGAAUCGCGUACAUGGUAAAAAACAAGCAUAUUUAUUUGUUGAUCACCCCCGAUUUACACACCAGACCCGCAUAUUUAUCACCGCAACUAUUAUUGGACCAAAAAAUCGUUAGACGUUUAAGUGAUGUGAAAACAAAGCCAAGCAAAGCGAAUUAAGUGAAGUGAAGAGUGCUGGGAAAGCAAAGUUCAUAUACAUCCGCACUUAGUAGGCAAAGUACCACACAAAACCGAUUGUAUACUCAGACACAAAAUGUUUUUGUAUUAUUAUUAUCUUCUUUUUGUCUCUCACAAUAUUUACCUAGACUAUAUAGACACGCGAUAUAGUAUUCCCGGUAUUAAAACUUCAUUCGGAGAUAGUAUUUCUAAACAAAAUAUGGCGAACCAAAAUACAACAAUCAAGGAAACGUAAAAAAAAAACGGAAAAGAUCAAAAUGAAAUGGAAAACAAAACAGAAUUUUCUUACAUUGUACAAUAACUGUAAACGACAAUAUUACUAUUGUGUACUAUUAUUAUUAUUAUCUAUUAUUAUGCUUAUGACUAUUACGUAUUGUAUUGUAGGUAUGUAGAGUUUAAACAUUAUUAUUUUAUUUAAGUUUUGUGUAUUAAUAAAAUUAAAAAUGCAAUUGAAAAA